AUGCAGCAGAAUCAUCACCCAUAUGGGCAACACCACCCUUUGCCUAGUAUGCAGCCUCCCCAGAGGCGGCACGAUGGCUCCUAUGCCCCUAUUCCACCUCCGAUGAGGCCUCAUCCUGGGUAUCAACAGUUCUACCCGCAGCCAAUGGGGCCUAUGAUACCCCAGUAUCCUCAACAAUACGCGCCAAACUGGUAUGGAUAUCCGCAACACCAUGUGCAUCCUCUUCAUGCAAACCGGCCACCAUAUUAUCCUCAGCAUCAAAUGCCUCCACCUCAAUAUGGCCCUCACCAUGCGCCUUUGGUUGUUUCCCCGUCGCCGCAUGCGCAAGCUUCUCCACAUCCUGUACACGUGCCAGGCUCAAUUCCUCCACAACCGCCGUUGAGUUCAGCAUCAACAGCGUCCACCACGAUGGUGCAGACACCGCCGUCUCCACCGCUUAGCACUUCGAGCACAGUGAAUACAAGAAAGACUCCCGUCUCACCUUCGAUAUCACCGGCGCCACAAAAAGCCCAAAGCCCUGCAGUCGAGACACCCAGGGAGCCAUUCUAUCCGCCUGUUCCAUGGUUGUCAUUCGAAGAUGGCGCUUUCCCACCGCGAGCACCUCAUCAGAAACGACGCAUCCUUCGUUCCCUACUUGCCACCGAACCUGUUGUCUAUCCUGCCAUAGAGCCGCCGGACGAAGAAACCACUGAAAGGGAAAAACCACAAGAAGAGCGUGUCCUUGAUGAGAAGCCUGCAGAAACAGCAGAACAGACCAACACACAGUCGUCGACACCCCUCCCAUCAGAUGUGCCCUCGGAGGCUCCGUCCACACAGCCGACCACCCCUUCCUCCGCCGUUCCCGCCCCGUCAAGCAAUUCUCAGCAGACGCCUACACAACCUAAAGUACGACCUGUGGGCCCUGUUCUGCCAGCAGUGCCGAUUCUACCACCGAGUCCUUCCGCGGCGCGCAAGGCACACCGUGACUCAACCGUCUCGACUCAAUCGCAGACAACACAGCCGGCGCCAGCUUCCGCAGAGGAACAUCAACCCGAAACCACCACUGGGGACGCGUCCGAACUGGGAGAUCCAGUUAUCUCGCCAGCCCCAGCACCGAAGUCUUGGGCGAACCUCUUCCGAUCCGAGGAGUUGCAGACUUUGUCCGCAACGACGGCCGUUUCCAACCAUGCAUCCACCGUCUCUGGGCCAGGAAAGACGGAGACUCUUGCCGAUGUCCUCAAUGAUAUAAACUCGGUCGUUGACGCACCGAGUAAAAUCUCGUUCUUGAAACCCCGGGGUCUUGUGAACACCGGGAAUAUGUGUUACAUGAAUUCUGUGUUGCAAGUUCUUGUCUUUUGCAUGCCUUUCUAUGACUUGCUGGCGAAAGUGGCUCAGAGAGCUCCUCAUGCCUUCAAAAGUGAUACGCCUUUGAUUGAUGCCGUGAUCUUGUUUAUUCAAGAAUAUCCAGUAAUUUGCUCGGCCAAAUCUGUGGAACAACUUCGACUGCGGUUGAAGGCCGAAGACUACGAAAAAUAUGGGGAGUCUUUCAUCCCCGAAUAUGUCUACGCCGCAAUCAAGGAUUUGCCUCGAUUUCGGGAGAUGCGAAGAGGCCAUCAGCAGGAUGCCCAAGAAUUCCUUGGUUUCUUAUUGGAAGAAUUGCACGAGGAAUGUGCCCGUGCCAUGAGGUCCACCACCUCGUCAAGCUCAGGCCGAACCACUCCGGCGAACAGUGUCUCGAAUACCUCUGACCAUGUCGAAGUCGACGUCGGUUGGAUGGAAGUGGGACACAAACAGAAGCCUGCCAUCACUCGGUCAUCUGGAAGCAUCUCGGGCGAAUCGCCCGUGACCAAUAUUUUCGGAGGCAAGCUUCGGUCCGAGCUCAAAGUUUCGGGCAAUAAGUUGUCGGUCACUCUGGAGCCGUACUCGCCUCUGCAGCUGGACAUUGGCUCUCCUCAAGUGCACAACAUCAUUGACGCUUUGAAAGGACUGACUCGUCCGGAGAGCAUGCAAGGGGAUUUCUACACGCCGAGAGGCCAGAAAGCCACUGCGACCAAACAAAUCUUUAUUGAGAGUCUUCCUCCCGUGUUGAUCUUACAUUUGAAGCGCUUCCACUAUGACAACACGACCAAACGCGUGGAGAAGAUCUGGAAGAAGGUCGGCUAUCCCCUCGAACUGGAAAUCCCCAAGGAAGUGUUUCCCCUGCAAGCUCGAAACAAAUUCAUCGCUCACGGUGGACUACCGAAAUACAAACUGACCGGAGUCAUCUAUCAUCAUGGCAAGAACGCCAACGGCGGGCAUUACACCGUCGACAUCCGUCGUCAGGACGGCCGCGAGUGGAUUCGAAUGGAUGAUACGCUGCUACGACGCAUACGCCCCGAAGAUGUCGCCGAGGGCGGUAGUGAAGAAGACCCGAAAGUCCUUGCCGCGGCUCUGGAACGUCACAAAGCCGGCGGUAGUCGAUUCGAGCAAAUCGAAGGGGACGAAGAUGAUGAGGACACUUCGGAGAAGGUCUGGAGUCAGGUCAAUGGUCACUCGAGAUCCAAAUCGACCAUAAGUGCAGUGGUCAAUGGUGCUGCCACGCCCGCCAAAGACUCGUCUGGGAAGCAAAGCCCCAACCCGAGGUUUACCGUCAAGGAUGACAAGGUUGCUUAUCUGUUGUUCUAUCAACGGAUCUCGUACUAA
Molecule: messenger RNA, 2661 nt
Organism: Capronia epimyces CBS 606.96
Lineage: Eukaryota; Fungi; Ascomycota; Eurotiomycetes; Chaetothyriales; Herpotrichiellaceae
Exons: 3
Coding region: 1-2661 (886 amino acids)
Biological process (GO): protein deubiquitination
Cellular component (GO): cytosol; nucleus
Molecular function (GO): cysteine-type deubiquitinase activity; cysteine-type endopeptidase activity
Source: RefSeq, a predicted model, not a curated record